Messenger RNA from Desarmillaria tabescens, 1158 nucleotides. RefSeq lists its product as uncharacterized. The record is from RefSeq and is a predicted model, not a curated record. NCBI's taxonomy places the organism in Eukaryota, Fungi, Basidiomycota, Agaricomycetes, Agaricales, Physalacriaceae. Bases 1 to 1158 code for a protein of 385 amino acids. The transcript is spliced from 13 exons.
AUGAGCGGGACUUUGUACAUAUGUUGGUCCUUCCUCCCUGCACACUCCGGGGCUUGUUCGAGGCGUAUUCUUCGCGUUGCAGAAAGUUUGCUCGUGCUGCCAACGGGAGGAGCAGGCAUGGGCGAGGAGCGGGUUACCAUUGCGCGCGCCGGAAGAGUCUCGCUGCAGUCGCUUCCCGUCGUUUUGAAUGGCACCCAACGUAUCCUCGAGCCAAAGUACUACUCCCCGGAAAAAAUGUGUUGUCUUGUCUCGGGCAAAAGUCAAGUCGUCCUGUCCAUUUGCAGGAGACGGAAAAGUGUUGAGGGAGGCGAUGCUGCGGGAGAAAGUUCCCAAGUCAGGAUGAAAGUCCGCUCGUCAAGGCAAAAACUUUCCGUUCUGGUUGCGGCACACAUCGUCUCGAAUGCCUUCCCCUUCCAUACAUCACGUCAAUUCGAGGAGGAAUGGAUAGGGUGGUUAAUGGAAGUCAAGGCGGAGUAUGCCGUCAUCCUUUCGGGGAGAUGUGAAUGUGACCAAAGGGAUAAAGACGACACUGCAGGAAAGAACAAAUUUAUUGAUACAAUGCCUGCCCUCGACUUGGAUUACUGGUACUGCACCUCCAAGCACGAGUGCAGGAAAUGUGGCCCCGACGCCGUAUUGACACCGCGUCGUUCGCUCGAGAUGGAAAAGCAUUUGGUGACAAGAAUGUUGACCGGACGACCUCUCGUCCGCCCCACUCCGACUCAACACUUCCCCUUCUCGAUUCGGUCCCUCCUCCGCCCGGCAUUCUGGGACGAGAAACACUAUGACCAAAAUGGAAUGCUGGGACAACUUCGAGUCAAACAAUCCAGUCGGCACGCCUCCGUUUUAAAUAACGAUCACCUAUUUUCUUUCUCGCUGCCAUGCUCGUUCAUCUCCUUCGUCCCUCAUGAUAUCCUGAACUGCUGGGUAACGUCCUGUGGAUCGUUCAAAAUCAAGACUGGUAAUCCAGAUUUCCCCUCCACGAAGAGGAGGACCUCGUCGAUGGAAGGAGGAGGAUUGAGCGCGCGGGAGAUGCUCAAAGGUGGAUAUUAUUAUCAGGAAAUGCAAUACUAUGAUUUGAGGAGGAAGAGUUCUAGAGUCGUGAACGGUGCCCUACUCGACGACGAGGACCAGUAUACAGUGACGCACCCCAAAUAUUAA